Molecule: messenger RNA, 683 nt
Organism: Colletotrichum acutatum
Lineage: Eukaryota; Fungi; Ascomycota; Sordariomycetes; Glomerellales; Glomerellaceae
Exons: 1
Coding region: 59-292 (77 amino acids)
Source: RefSeq, a predicted model, not a curated record
AGAGGGGUGGGUUGCGGAGGGGGGGCUUUCAUAUUUAUACCAUCACGUUAAGUUGGUGAUGUUCCUAGGCUGGAUCUCUUCUUUGGCAGGGUAUUAUUGGCUGGCGUCUUCCCAACCGCCGCAAUUCUGGGUGGCGGCGGGAGGUGUGUUCCGUAGUGCGAGCCGCGUGUUUGAUAGGACGAACACCAAGCAGUCCCGUCCCUACUGCCAGUUCCAAGUAGGUACUCACUGCAAGUACUCGCAAGCAACAUCUUCACGCCAGAAGGUACUUGAUGUUCAGCAGGCAGGGUAAACAACUGGCGCGCGUUGCUGGCCCUUGAAGGGGGAAACCUGGAACUGGUGCAAAGAGCUGAACGGCCAUGAACGCUGUUGGGGCAGAUUGCCAGCUGCGGACCGGGCAGACAUGGACAGCCCAGGCAGCAUCUCAGCCUAACCACGACCAAAAUGGAACGUCGGGGAUGUCAGUGACUUCACCCGCGGUACCUGUCAACUGCCAGUCUGCCACUCAGCUUUCAUCAUGGCAGACUGUCGGGCUCUUUCUUUCCUGUGCUUCGCCAAUGAAAUAAGGACAUGGAAGCAGUGAGCGACUUCAGGAUGGCAGCAAGUAAGGUAGGUAGGUACCUUACGCGCAAGUUGUAACGGCUCUAGGUAUGACUGGACGGAUACGCAAUGGAAGACUGACA